Messenger RNA from Brassica napus (rape), 768 nucleotides. RefSeq names its product 40S ribosomal protein S15-4-like. Gene Ontology annotation, molecular function: structural constituent of ribosome; RNA binding. The record is from RefSeq and is a predicted model, not a curated record. Gene Ontology annotation, cellular component: cytosolic small ribosomal subunit; ribosome. Bases 130 to 579 code for a protein of 149 amino acids. Lineage: Eukaryota; Viridiplantae; Streptophyta; Magnoliopsida; Brassicales; Brassicaceae. Gene Ontology annotation, biological process: ribosomal small subunit assembly; translation. The transcript is spliced from 4 exons.
AAAUUAUUGUAGGGUUACUCCAAAGUAUAUAUUGGUGCUUACGUGCUGACGUUAAGUUGUUUGUCGCUUGCUUGCGCAGACACUAUUUUUAGGCUUACUUGAUUUUUAGGGUUUCAACAAUCUGAAGAAAUGGCGGAUGAGGCUGCUAAGGCUGGGAUCGUGAAAAAGAGAACGUUCAAGAAGUUUGCCUUCAGAGGAGUCGAUCUCGAUGCUCUUCUCGACAUGUCUACUGAUGAUCUUGUCAAGCUCUUCAGUUCCCGUAUUCGCAGAAGGUUCUCUAGAGGGUUGACGAGAAAGCCUAUGGCUUUGAUCAAGAAAUUGCGAAAAGCAAAAAGGGAUGCACCAGCUGGUGAAAAGCCAGAAGCAGUGAGAACUCACUUAAGGAACAUGAUCAUAGUGCCAGAAAUGAUUGGAAGCAUCAUUGGUGUAUACAAUGGAAAGACAUUUAACCAAGUCGAAGUCAAGCCUGAGAUGAUUGGUCAUUACUUGGCUGAGUUUUCAAUCUCAUAUAAGCCUGUUAAGCAUGGUAGGCCUGGUGUUGGUGCCACCAAUUCCUCCAGGUUUAUCCCUCUCAAGUGAAUGAUCUCACUCUUCUUAGAGUCAUGUGUUAUGCUCCAAAAUAAGACUGUCGUUGGUUUUUUUCUUGAUAACGUUUUAUCUUUGUUUCUCUAAUUCCUUUUAGUUUUAGUCUAGAACAAUUCUUCAUGCGUUUCAAUAAUACAGAGCAUUUUUUUAAAUAUCAACAGUUUGGUCUGUUUAUUAAGUAGU